This is a messenger RNA of Seriola dumerili (greater amberjack), 1563 nucleotides long. RefSeq names its product tRNA splicing endonuclease subunit 34 (gene tsen34). Gene Ontology annotation, cellular component: tRNA-intron endonuclease complex. Gene Ontology annotation, biological process: tRNA-type intron splice site recognition and cleavage; tRNA splicing, via endonucleolytic cleavage and ligation. Gene Ontology annotation, molecular function: nucleic acid binding; tRNA-intron lyase activity. The transcript is spliced from 5 exons. The record is from RefSeq and is a predicted model, not a curated record. Bases 373 to 1278 code for a protein of 301 amino acids. Lineage: Eukaryota; Metazoa; Chordata; Actinopteri; Carangiformes; Carangidae.
GCUGCCUGUGGUCUGUCUGUGUGCAUUCGUUCUGUUCUCUCGGAGCGGCUGAAGAGAGUGGGCGGGUCCGUCCGGCUAUGAUCCUCCAAGCCCGGCUCUCUCCGUGAGGUGACGGUGUAGACGUCGAACUAACCCGGUGGACAGAGAUACUGAGCUGAGAGGAGAAGUAGCGCUCGUUUGUUAAAUUGCUGUGUCUCGUCAUCGCUGUUGUGUGUCCGUGUUUCACUGUUUGUUUUGCAAAUAAUCAGGAUAAAACUACAGCCGCACCGCUUUACGUCAUGUCGUGGAGCGGAGCGUGGUGAAAACAGCACACGUGUGUUCACAGCAAGUGUCUGAUGUUUUACUGCUGCUCGCUGUCCACGGGUUCUGGUGAUGGAUGAGCCCCCCUGCAGAGAGGAGCCCCCGGCCUGUGAGGAGGAGGAGGACAUGUCUCUGUCUAAUGUUGUUGGUCUCAGUCUGUGUGACUCUGCCCCCCUGCUGUGGAGGGUGCAGGACCUGAAGACAGUCAGGUUUCAGGGUCUGGUGGGGGCACUGUUAGGUUCACUUCCCCGGACCCCCCGACAGAACGGACGACUGGGAAGACCACUACUCUUGCUGCCAGAGGAGGAGAGACUGCUGAGUGAACACCAGGCUGCUGCUGCUUUACCUGCUAGUAAUCAGGAUGGAGUAGGGGAGGAGAUCUGUCAGUGGGUGGAGAAGUACAGGGAGGAGCAGCAGAGGAGUUUUGCGGAGCAGAGUGUCCUCGCUCUUGAGGACAGGAAAUCAGCGCUGCUGCAAGCCAUGACCUCAUCACACACAGGUUCACAUGCUGGACUUGGGACCUCAGCCAAGGCCCUGCAGGGCCGCCUGGAGGCCCUGGACCGGAGCUUUUCCUUCCCUCGAUCGGCGAUGGCGGUCCAGCUGAGCACGGUGAGGGCCGGGCUUACCUACUGCCCCAAGGACCGUGCCUUUCUGCAAGCUGACUGGCCAAUCAGAGCACAGUACAACCCGCAUUGUGACAUUAGGUACCAGGUGUUUAGAGACCUGAGUGGGCGGGGCUUCUACCUGACCUCAGCAGGGAAGUUUGGGGGAGACUUCCUCGUAUAUCCAGGUGAUCCUCUUCGUUUCCACGCCCACUUCAUAGCCGUCUGUUUGUCCCUUGAUGAGGCGGUCUCUCUGCUGGACCUCCUCUCUGUGGCUCGUCUGGGAUCCAAUGUAAAGAAGACGGUCCUGCUCUGCUCGCCGGGGCCAGACGGAGGAGUGCGGUACACCUCGCUGCAGUGGAGUGGUAUGGUUUAAAGACUUGAACAGUCUGAGACAGUUCUGAAUACAGGGAAACACAGUCCAGGAGCCUCCUCAGGACCCCUGCUAGUCCUCAGAGGGGGUAAAAACUGAGAGCUAAACCCAGAAGACAACCAACAAGCAGGGACUUAAGACUGCUGGAGGGAAAACAAUGUUAAUAUUACAAUGAUACAGAGGGUAAAACUCUUAAAUCCACAUGAUCCUGUAGAAAUUAAUGUGUCCACCAGGGGGCAGAGUCACAUCACCAUAAACAUGUUGGGUCCAGAAAUAAAGUUCUACCUG